AUGGACCACUGUGAUAGAUCCCAAAGGACACGCGGCAUUUUGCGACGGGAUGAGAUGCCUCUUACUUCUAUUCUAAAGGUGGAGAUUUUUGACGUCUGGGGUAUUGAUUUCAUAAGACCAUUCCAUAUGUCAUUCAAGAAUCUGUAUAUCUUGGUUUGUGUCGACUAUGUGUUGACGUGGGUGGAAGCAAUUCAUCUGCCUACUAAUGAUGGAAAGCAGUUUGAUGCACUGAUGAAGAAGUACAAUGUUUAUCAUAGAGUGGCGACUCCGUAUCAUCUCCUGACUAGUGGACAGGUUGAGGUAUCCAAUAUAGAGCUGAAGAGUAUCCUUGAGAAGACCGUGAACAGCUCGCUUAAAGAUUGGUCUCUGAAGUUGGAUGAUGCGCUAUGGGCAUAUCGAACGGCAUUAAAAACGCCAACUUAUAUGUCCCCCUACAUACUGGUAUGCGGAAAGGCUUGUCACCUGCCAGUUGAGUUAGAGCAUCGGGCAUAUUGGGCCAUUAAGGAGCUAAACUUUGAUCUUAGACUCUCAAAACAGAAGCGUCUACUGCAGCAGAAUGAGCUCGAGGAGUUUCUCUUGACGGCAUAUGAGAAUGCCAAGUUGUACAAGGAAAAGACAAAGAAAUGGCAUGAUGCUCAUAUUGUGCCUAAGAAGUUUACAAAAGGUAGUUAUGUGCUACUGUGUAACUCUCACUUAUGUUUGUAUCCUGGCAAGCUCAAAUUGAGAUGGAGUGGACCAUUCAGAGUGCGACAUGUAGAUGAACAUGGUAUAAUUGAGCUGGAAAACGCAAGUGAGGAGGCUUUCAAAAUCAAUGGAUUGAGAUGCAAGUCGUACUUAAGACCGUUGAUAGAUUAA
Molecule: messenger RNA, 855 nt
Organism: Mercurialis annua (annual mercury)
Lineage: Eukaryota; Viridiplantae; Streptophyta; Magnoliopsida; Malpighiales; Euphorbiaceae
Exons: 2
Coding region: 1-855 (284 amino acids)
Molecular function (GO): nucleic acid binding
Source: RefSeq, a predicted model, not a curated record